Molecule: messenger RNA, 1230 nt
Organism: Nelumbo nucifera (sacred lotus)
Lineage: Eukaryota; Viridiplantae; Streptophyta; Magnoliopsida; Proteales; Nelumbonaceae
Product: glucan endo-1,3-beta-glucosidase-like
Biological process (GO): carbohydrate metabolic process
Molecular function (GO): hydrolase activity, hydrolyzing O-glycosyl compounds
Source: RefSeq, a predicted model, not a curated record
UCAUUCUCUUCAUGGCCAUGUGUUACUUAGAAAGAAAGAGUAGGCUUUCCACGGCUUCUCUUAUGGCCCUACUUCUUGGGUUGCUAAUGGUUACUGCACUCUUCAGAGGUGCACAAUCGAUUGGUGUGUGCUACGGAAUGCUAGGUAACAAUUUACCACCAUCGAAUGAAGUUGUGGAUCUCUUUAAAGCCAACAAUAUACAGAUGGUGAGACUUUACGAUCCAAAUCGAGAUGCUCUUCAGGCUCUCAAAGGCUCCAACAUUGAAGUAAUGCUUGGCGUCCCAAACAGUGACCUCCAGAGGUUUGCCGGAGGCGACCUCACUCCGGCAUUUAACUUCGUCUAUGGCAACGUUGUAGACAACAGAGAUACCAUCAAAUUCAAGUAUAUCGUGGUUGGGAAUGAAGUUAGUCUCGAAGAUUUCAAAUAUGUCCUUCCAGCAAUGAGAAACGUUCAGAGAGCAGUUGAACAAGCUGGGUUACAAAACCUAGUGAAGGUGACAACUGCAACUUACUCUGGAGUCCUGGAUAAUACCUUCCCUCCUUCCAAUUCCGUCUUCAGAGCUGAGUAUCUGCAAUACAUGCAGCCCAUCAUUGGCUUUCUAGCUGAAAAAGGGUCACCACUAUGUGCUAAUAUCUAUCCUUACUUCAGUUACAGUGGGAACCCAGCUUCUAUUAGGCUUGAUUAUGCCUUGUUUACUGCUCAAUCUGAUGUGGCAGAAGAUGGUCAGCUCAGAUACAGGAACCUUUUUGAUGCCCUCUUGGAUUCUAUGUAUGCUGCUGUUGAGAAGGCAGGCGGGGGCUCUGUGAAGAUUGUUGUAUCGGAGAGUGGUUGGCCAAAUGCUGGUGAGUCUGCAGCAACAACACCAAAUGCACAGACUUAUUUGAACGGGCUGAUCCAGCAUGUGAAAGGAGGUACUCCCAGAAGGCCCAAUGGCCCUAUUGAGACUUACAUAUUUGCAAUGUUCGAUGAGAAUACCAAGCCUGGAGCAGAGACAGAGAGACAUUUUGGGCUGUUCUCCCCCAAUAAACAACCCAAGUACCAGAUCAAUUUCAAUUAAGAGCGGUUGGAGUUUGAAUGUGGCCACUGGCCAGAGUUAAACUUCUGUUUUAAUGUAUUUUUCGUAUUAAAUAAACGGUUAUGGUUAGACACGUAGGAAUCACAAGAGUAAGGAAAAACGACUCUAGUGAUAUAAUCUGACGUCUAGUCUGUGGCUUCUCUGUUUUUGAAGA